This is a messenger RNA of Colletotrichum navitas, 459 nucleotides long. RefSeq lists its product as uncharacterized. NCBI's taxonomy places the organism in Eukaryota, Fungi, Ascomycota, Sordariomycetes, Glomerellales, Glomerellaceae. The record is from RefSeq and is a predicted model, not a curated record. Bases 1 to 459 code for a protein of 152 amino acids. The transcript has a single exon.
AUGGUCCAAACCGUCCGGGCUUCCUGCCAGCGAAGCCCCAACCCGCAAGAAAGUUUAGGCCGGUCAGUCGCCGACUGGCAAUUCGGGCUCAUAGUCGCUCAUCUCAUCAAACCUUAUGUCUUCGCCGACAGAUACGACGUCAGCGAGCUGAGGCAACUCUGCCUUCACAGACUGCACAGCGCUCUGAUACGCGCGGGCCUGAGCCGCACCGGCUACCUAUAUCUUUUCGACGCAAUUACGUUCACUUUUGAAAACACAUGCCCCGGCGACAAGAUCCGCAAGCUCUUUGUGCAGACAUGCGUCGCGGACUUGGUCCUGGUUCGCACCAUGCCCGGAUACAACGACCUGUGCUGCCGAGUCCCGGAGCUGGCGUACGAGAUGACGAUGGAGCUUCCCGAGUACUGGAAUACCUACAUCCAUGCUCUCCGCGACCUUGCUAGCAAGUCUAUGGACAGGUAG